Molecule: messenger RNA, 3100 nt
Organism: Bradysia coprophila
Lineage: Eukaryota; Metazoa; Arthropoda; Insecta; Diptera; Sciaridae
Product: protein bicaudal D-like
Biological process (GO): regulation of microtubule cytoskeleton organization; microtubule anchoring at microtubule organizing center; protein localization to organelle
Cellular component (GO): Golgi apparatus; cytosol
Molecular function (GO): dynein complex binding; dynactin binding; cytoskeletal adaptor activity
Source: RefSeq, a predicted model, not a curated record
ACCCGACACAACACAGAACACUUUCGAACUUCCAUGAUGUCAUUUGGUUCGCACGGAUGGUAGAGAAAAGCAAUAGUUUAGUUAUCGCUUAAAGUUAAUCACAUUAAUCAAUAAAACGUCCAUAACAUUAGUGCAAAUGUGAAAAGGAAACUCUGUGCAACGAAUUUACGUGUAAAACAAUGGCAUCAAUAGAAGAAUUACGAUCGGAAAUUGAACGGUUGUCUCGCGAAUUGGAUCAAGCAAGUAGCGAAAAAAUUCAAUCAGCUCAGUACGGACUUAGUUUGUUGGAAGAAAAAAGCCAGUUGCAAGAGAAGUGCGAAGAGUUGGAAUUGCUCUACGAAAAUGCAAGACAUGAAUUGGAUAUUACACAGGAGGCACUUGCUAAAUUUCAAUCAUCUCACAAAUUCUCCACCAAAAGUGGAAUCGAACAAGAAGAUGCACUACUGAACGAGUCAGCAGCGAAAGAGUCAUCGCUCACCCUGCAUAUCUUUGAACUGGAAAAUGAAACGAAACAACUACGACAUGAAUUGGAUCGUGUUCGCAAUGAACGGGAUCGCAUGCUACAAGAGAACAGCGAAAUCGGGCGCGACAAACAGGAUGCCGAUUCGGAAAAACUGAAGCUCAAGAACGAAUUGAAAGACUUGAAAUUUCGUGAAACUCGGAUGCUGGCGGAUUAUUCUGAAUUGGAGGAGGAGAAUAUAACGCUACAGAAGCAGGUGUCCAGUCUUCGUUGCUCUCAGGUCGAAUUCGAAACCGCCAAGUACGAAAUUCGUCGACUGUCUGAGGAAAUCGAAUUGCUAAAUUCGAAAUGCGAGGAAUUGGGAAAACUCAAACAAAUUGCUGAAAAGCAAAUGGAAGAGGCUUUAGAAGCAUUACAGGGAGAACGUGAGUCGAAAUACGCACUCAAAAAGGAACUCGACGCACAUAUCAAUCGCGAAUUUAAUCGUGAAUCGAUGUACAAUCUAAACAAUUUGGCAUACACGAUACGUGGCAUCGACGAAGCAAAUCUGAAUAGUGACGGCGAGGAGGAAAACACAGCGCUGAAGCGAUUCGAAGCCGAUCUGACCACCGAACUGAAGACACCCGAUGGUACGAAAGUCGAUCUCUUUUCCGAAAUCCAUUUGAAUGAACUGAAGAAAAUGGAAAAGCAGCUCGAAGUGUUGGAGUCGGAAAAGUCUCAUCUGACUGUCAACUUACGUGAUGCUCAGCAGAGUCUCGACAAAAGUCAAAAUGAAUUGCAAAAUUUCAUGGCCAGAUUACACUUGCUUGCGGCUCAUGUCGAUUCACUGCAACAGUUGAAGCGACAAGUGGAAUCACAGGACACAAUCAAAGCAGCUGCUAUCAAAGAUAAUAAGCAGAACGAGUUCAGCGAGAAAAUCAAUAUGGCCAUCAAUCAAUACUCGAAUUGGUUCCAAUUGAGCGCCAAGGAAAUCGAUGGCCUGAAAACCGAUUUAAUUGAACUGCAAAAAGGACUGAACUGCUCGGAUGCCAUGCAAACGCUUCGUGAUGAAAUAACCAACUUGAAAAAUAAACUUCUGACGAACGAGCAAAAGUCAUUGGAUUUACACAGCGAUGUGCAAACGCUGACAGUGAUCUCCCAGAAUGCCGGUCAGAGUUUAAGUUCGGCCCGAAACACGCUGAUCGGUUUAAGUGAUGAUCUAGCUCAUUUGUAUCAUCUAGUCUGUACGGUGAAUGGCGAGACGCCUAGUCGAGUCUUGCUCGAUCACAAAAGCGACGAAUUUAGUUUGGACAAUGAUUCUCUGUCAGCCAUUCAAUCUCAAUUCAAAUCAGACAUCCUACUGCAACGUGCCCACAUACUGGAAGACUUGCAAGGCCUAGCUGAUUCGGUUGAAAUCAAGAAAUACGUGGAAACCGUCACGGAUCAGUUGAAACACUUAAAGACUGCAAUCGAGCACACCAUAGAACUGAACAAAAACGGAUCACUGAAUGAUAACGGCAGCGGUAACACCGAAGAUCGUGACAAUCGCGAAGAAAUUUCCGAACUUCAAGAACAAAUCGUCAAAUUGAAGAGUUUGUUGUCGACGAAGCGAGAACAGAUCGCUGCACUGCGUACGGUGCUCAAGUCAAAUAAAAACACCGCCGAAGUGGCCCUAACCAAUUUGAAGUCGAAAUACGAGAACGAGAAGUUGGUUGUCAACGAAACCAUGUCGAAAUUGCGUAACGAAUUGCGUGUUCUCAAAGAGGAUGCUGCCACAUUUUCGAGUUUACGUGCUAUGUUCGCUGCCAGAUGUGAGGAGUAUGUCGCACAGGUGGAUGAUUUGACCCGGCACAAUGAAGCCGCCGAAGAAGAGAAGAAAACACUCAACCAAUUGUUGCGUUUGGCUGUACAACAGAAGUUGGUGCUGAAUCAGCGCAUCGAAGAAUUCGAAAUGGAUCGUGAAAUGCGUCAAACUCGUCGUCAGAUGCCUCCACCGCGAGGUGGUAGUAAGUCUGCAUUCGGUCGAUCGUCAGCUACGAACAAAUCGAAUACAGAUACACGAAAACCACAACUAAAAAGAAGAAACUGAAACUAACAUACCACUAGAUGUAUAAGUGUUUUAAAUGUCCGGGGGAUGCAAAACAAAAGCGAGAAAGAAGGAAAUAAUUAAAUUUUGAGUGCAUACGUUUUCCCCCGUUUACCCGAAAGAAAGAUACAUUGUGUUCUACAGUAAAAUAUGCAAGGAGCUGUGUGCUCUUUUCAAUUUGAUUUUUAUUUACAUUCAGUGAACACUUGAACGGACACAAAUUAUUGAUAUACUUAAUUGAGUAUUUUAUAAAACAAAAUUUUAGCCGAAGCUGUACGUGAAAUUAAUUGAGAUAAAAUAGGAAAUAGGAAAAUAAAACCGUUCCGCCAAUGAAAACAAAUGAGAGAAAGAAAAACAAAAAUUAUAAAACGAAAACCGAGAGGAAUAUUUUUCUUAUUAAUUUUAUAUAAAUUUAGAGUAUUUUGUAAGCUGAUUAGACGAUAUGUGUCGGUGAUCUUUUUUUGCCCCAUUUUGUUUUUUCUAUUUUGUAAACUUAUUGAAAUAAAAGUGCAACUAACAACACACGGCACAGAUGUGUGUUACACGCCGUACUGUUAAAACGAACACAAAAAAAA